UUGCACAAUUGCAUGUGUCAUAAAGCAUGUCAGCAAGCAAGCGUGAUAUGUAACUCGUCUAAUUUUUUUGUACUGCAAACUGCAUUGUGUAAAUGACAUUUUGUAUAUACGAUGCCAUAAUGUGUUUGUUAAAUAUUGUAACAUGGAAAUGCCAGGAUAUUGUAUGCUUCAUAGCUACGUUUUUUGAAAUAUAUUUCCGAUAGAAAUUGUUAUAUAUUUUGAAAUUUAAUAACGAAUUCAAGCAUUAUAAAUUUAUUGUCGAGGCAUUGGUUUAUUCAUGGCUGCUGGCAGUAGGGAACAGAGCACAGUGAACUCGCAACGGUUUCACCAUCAUUGUGGGCGCCGUAUAACCUUAUUAAAUGACAAUCUUACUGCAGUUCGUUCCGAAAGAGAUUUUAAUCAUGCAUUAGUAUUUAGCGCUGCACCUGUUAAAGAUGACUUCAUGUUUGAAGUAGUUAUUGACCAGAAAAACCACUCUUGGGGUGGUAGUAUUGAAAUAGGUGUUACAGCGGAGUCUCCAGAUAAAUUAGACAUUCCUGCAGUAGCUAAUGCACUACGUAAUGGUACCUGGGUGAUGUCUGGAAUUGAUGUACGUAAGGAUGGAAAUUGCUUAGUAGAGUUUUAUGGAACAGACUUAGAAACUCUUAAUGUAGGCGAUCGGGUUGGAGUAAUGCGUACAUCUGCAGCUGAAUUGAUAUUUUUUGUUAAUGGAAAAUCUCAAGGCAUAGCGGCCAAAUGCAUGCCUUCACCUCUCUGGGCACUUGUAGAUCUCUAUGGUAGAUGUGUUCAAGUUACAAUAUGGUCCAGUUGUAAUUUUGGCUUUGCUGAUGUCAGUAACUCACGAUCCCUGGGCCAAAUUAACCAUAACGUUGAAAUUCCUAUCAAUUUUGAAUUUAGCCUGGCUUCUAAAACAGGGUCUAUUGUUUCGGCUGAUAACUUAGAGUUUAUGACGAAUUCAGCACAUAAUAGUACCAGUAAUAUUACUACUGCCCAGUCUGUACAAAAUGUUGAAGAUUACUAUAAUAUGAAUGAGCGGAUUCGAUUUCACACGCGUUGUGGUUCACUUGUAAAGCUUUCUUCUAACUGUAGAUCUGCCGAACGACGUCGACCCUUAGAUGAAUUUAAUAAUGCGGUGGUAAUGACACAGAGACCACUCAAAGACGACGAGGUUUUUGAAAUCCGGUUAGAUAAAUUAGUAGAUAAAUGGUCUGGUUCAAUUGAAGUCGGAGUAACAACCCAUAACCCUUCAAUUUUACACUUUCCUGCUACAAUGACAAAUAUGAGAUCUGGAACAAUAAUGAUGUCGGGAUGUGGAAUACUUACUAAUGGUAAAGGUACUCGUCGUCAAUACGGAGAAUUUAAUUUAGAUGAAUUACGAGAGGGUGAUCGUAUUGGUAUGAUGCGUUCAUCUAUUGGGAACUUACAUUAUUAUAUUAAUGGUCAGGAUCAAGGAAUAGCGGCUACACGUGUAGCAGCAACUCUCUGGGGAGUUAUUGAUCUGUACGGUAUGACAAUUAAAGUAACUAUUGUAGAUAGAGAUGAACGUGAACAACAAAAUCUUGUUACUCGUCGUAAUAAUACAGCAUCCUCAGUAGUAGUUGGAGUGUUAAAAAACACUGUUAAUGGAAACAGUAAUUUGUUAACGGUACAACCAAUUAAUAACUUAAGUCCAGAAAACGAAGUUACAAGUGAUAGAACGGGUUCUAGCGUGCUUGCUGAUAGAUUAACUUUUCAUCCAACUUGCGGUUCCCAUGCAACUGUUACUUAUGGUGGACGAACAGCCUUACGCCCAAACGCUUCAGAUGAUUUCAAUAAUGGUGUUGUAUUAACUCGCCGACCCUUGCGUUCAAAUGAAUUGUUUCAAAUACGAUUAGAGAGAGUCGUUACAAAAUGGGCAGGGUCUGUUGAAAUGGGUGUCACAACUCACAGUGCAGAAGAUUUAGAGUUUCCAUUUACAAUGACGAAUGUAAGAUCUGGUACUUGGAUGAUGACUGGUAAUGGAGUGAUGCAUAAUGGAGUAACUGUUAUUGAACAAUAUGGACUGAAUUUAGACCGGUUACAAGUCGGAGAUCGUGUAGGUGUAGUACGAAAAUAUGAUGGCACGUUGCACUUUUGGGUAAAUGGUAUUGAUCAGGGUCCUGCGGCUCAUGAUGUACCUGAAAAUGUUUAUGGUGUUAUUGACUUAUAUGGGCAAGCAGCACAAGCAAGUAUUGUGGAAACUUCAGAGUGUGGGAGCCCCGAUACUGGAAAUUCUACUAUAUCUAAUACAACACUUUGUAGUGAGCCACCUUUGCGAUUUCAUGCUAUACAUGGUAAAAAUGCAAAUAUAUCUAACGGGGGUUUGACUGCUUCUCGACCAAAUUCAUUGGCUGAAUUUAAUGAUGCAAUCGUGUUUAGUAAUCGUCCAUUGCAGCAGAGAGAAAUAUUUGAAGUUGUUAUUGAGAGUGUUGUUCGGCAUUGGUCAGGAAAUAUAGAAAUUGGUGUAAUCGGAACAAGACCGGAGGAUAUACGUUUAACUUCAAAUGCAACUGAUUUAAAUUCUGGAGAUUCAAUAAUACUUUGUGGUUCAAUGAUUUUUUAUAAUUCAAACACAAUACGUACAUAUACACUUAUUGAUUUAGACACAUUAACAGUGGGGACACGAGUAGGUGUAAUGAGAAAUGGUGAUUUUGUACAUUUUUUUAUUGAUGGCGUUGAUCAAGGACCAGCUUGCGAAUGUUUCAUGCAAAAUGCUUGGGCAGUAAUUGAUUUAUAUGGACAAUGUGCUGUGGUUACUCUAACACAAAUUCAAAAUUUCAAAGCCCCAUAUGCUAUCAGUGAAAAUUCACAGAGCUGUUUAGCACCUUCUGUUCUACAAACUGUGAUUCCCGAAUCAAAACAUAGAUGGAACAGUAUUUGUGGUAACAUUACUUUAUCUCAAAAUUGGACAGUGGCUUCACGUUUAAACGGUCCAGCAACUGCAUUAUCACCAUGCAUUGUUUUUUCUGAACAUCCUAUGUGUAUCGGAACUCCUUUUGAAAUUAAAAUAGCAUCGCAUAAUCCACUUAUUGCUGGUUGUUUUAAUAUUGGCAUUACAGAUCUUAAUCUUGCAGAGGAAAGUAUACGUAAAAAUAUACCACCUUGUAUAAAAAAAAUUCCAGCAAAUGUAUGGUAUAUGUCGGCAAACGAAAUGCGAUAUAAUUCAGUUUUAUUACGUCAUUCUUUAGCAUCAUUAGAAUGGUUAAGAGUUGGCGAUCGUAUUACUCUGGAACUAACAACAGCCCGCACUUUGCGCAUACUAUUUAACUCGGAGGAUAUAAAUAUACAUUUUCAAAAUAUAUCAAAUGAUGUUUAUGUAGUUGUUGAACUUCAAGGUUCUACAACGGCCGUACAAGUUAUAUCAUCCCAAGGACCGACUUCCCCUCUACAGCCUUAUAGUUUACGUUUACAAGAUUCAUUAGAUUUUGGGGCGGAUGUUUUGAAUAAACAAGAUUCCAUGUUGGAAUCAAUAGAGUCUGAAUCUCAAUCUUUUGAAUUUCUAGAUUACCAUGGAAAAAAUGUUCGACUGACUGACGAACACCUCAGUGCAGCUCGCUUAAAGUCAUAUAAUCAGGGAAUUGUUUCUGUUACAAAACCAUUGCGUAGGGGAGAAAGUAUUAGUAUAAGAAUAGAUAAUAUUAACACAGGCUGGAAGGGAACAAUUGGAUUAGGUGUGAUCGGAAUACCACUAAAACAUUAUAAUCUCAUACCUACAUCAAUACUUCAAUUUAAACGACCUUGUUGGCUAGUUACACAUGAUGUUAUUAAUAUUAAUGGGCAAAAGUUGACAUCCAAAUAUGGUGAGGUAUUGGAAUUAUUAAAACCAGGUAUUAUCAUUACAAUGACGUUAACACACGCUGGAGUUUUAGUUUUAAUGAUAGGAAACACUAACUUGGAGGAUUUAGCUAUAUGUCUUCCAAAUAAUGUAUAUCCCAUUUUUGACUUAUAUGGUCUUUGUGAAAAAAUAUCUUUAAUUAAUGAAAAUGAAAUGGUUCGUAACAGUACACCAAUAAUUGAAGAACUACCAGUUUUAGAACAUGAUGGUAUACAUAAUAGACAUACAGGAGCGUGUGUUCAAUGUGAAAAAGCAAAUUUAGAAGUACAUGAAAAAGAACAUCAAGAACUAAAAGUAACCGCUGAACAUGCAGGUUUUACUACUACAGCAGUCCAAUUAAAAACGGAUUAAAUUUACUUUUACAUGCAAAUUGGAUAGUCGAAUUUGAUUGAAUCUUAAAAAAAAAUAUUCUAUUAUAUGCCUAAUGUAACUGUAUUUACAUUUGGAUUUGGUUUUGACACGAAAAGGCUGACUAAUUUGUUUUGAUUUAGAAGCUGCAUGUGCAAAAUUUUUUUGUUGAUGGAAUAGUGGUAAUUAUUGUACUAAAUGUACCUUAAGAGGAUAUGUCUACGAAGUUUUCUGAAAUAAUAUGUUUUUACUACAAAAAUGUUCUACAUUAUUUUGUACAAUAGCUUAUAUUAGCAAAAUGCGUUGAUUAAAAACUGCACGUAUAUUCAACUUCACAUAUUUCAGAUUUCCUGGGACACCGAUUUGAAAACGGAUCUUGUUAGAGUUAACUAUUUUGAGCAUAUUUUCAGGACACCGUAUGACUAUGUAACUUACAUCGAGAUUUAAAAAAAUUUAUAAUUUUAAAAUGUGUUAUCUCGAAAACGGAGUUAUGUUGGCGCUAUGCAAUUUGCACGCACAUUAUUCCACUUAAGCAACUUAAAUUGUUUUAUUUUUUUUUAGAAAAAGAGAAAUCCAUAAGUAUAAUUUUUAUACAAAUAUAAAACUAAGUACUCUUACAUGUACAUUAUGUCUAUUAAACCUUCAAAAAUGUAUUGCUUGCAAAAGAACGGAAAAAUAUAACCCCCAACAAUUGUUAUCCAAUGGUGUGCUAUCAAAUUACAGAGAUCAGUAAUAAUAGCACAAAGUUAUUAUAAUCUAUUUUUUUUUUUUGUAAUAAAGUGAAAUUUAUUUUAAAAUAUGAAAUGUGUAUAAUAAAAUAGACAAAUAUUAAUUUAUCACUAUUAGUUACUUAAAGGUAAAAACACAAUAGCACGGCGUCAAAGUGGUUUCAUGACUCGUGUCAAUUUCGAGACUGUUAUGGAUUUUUUACAGGGUUCAGAAAAACACUGUGCUGUGCACAAAAAUGCAAAACACCACUCACAAUUGUUGUGCGA
Molecule: messenger RNA, 5196 nt
Organism: Teleopsis dalmanni
Lineage: Eukaryota; Metazoa; Arthropoda; Insecta; Diptera; Diopsidae
Gene: Neurl4
Product: neuralized-like protein 4
Exons: 8
Coding region: 278-4204 (1308 amino acids)
Source: RefSeq, a predicted model, not a curated record